UUAUUUGCAAAACAGCAAUUCAUUGCUUAAUCACGGUCACGGUUGUGAAGUCUGUGGUAUUGUUGGUCAUUACCAUUAUCUGGACAAGAAUACGCAGUGCUAACAACGAGCCGAAAACCUUCAACCUGUGCAAGGUUUGUGAGGACCUUGUACCACUUAACAAGAACGUUGGCAUUGCCAGUCAAAUUGCAAAGCUCAAAGCACCUCCAGACUUGCAAUGCUGUGGAGGGGCGGCAGAAAUUAUUCGUUUUGCUGCACAGAAGCAAACAAAGGAUAUUUUCUACGAGCGUAUUCGUUAUAUGGUGACUGGUGCAGUGUAUCAGAUGUGUGACUCGCACGUUCAUCAUACUCGCUACGUUCAGGCUGUUGGAAUCACAGGAUCCAAACCUGUUGGAGGUCUAUAUCAACUCUUCUGGAACGAGAACGGGAAGACUGUGACACAGCCAAGCAUUCAACACAUAACCCACUUGCAGGACGAGGGUGAAAUCUUUAUUCGUCAUGCUGGUUUGUACACGGUGUCAAGUCGAAUUGCAAUUAAGACCAACGACACGACAUUUGAUGGCAUAUUUUCACACUUCUAUUACGUUCUGUCACACAAAUAUGGGACUCGGCGUAUGCUCGGUGAACGUAGGACAACACUGGAUGGCCGGUAUCAAACAUUCAGCACUUUCCGAUCAGUUUACGACCUUGACCUACAUGACCGCCUCUCUAUUGUCAUAAAUAAGCCCGAACACAUUGACAAACAAAGCAAUGAUAAUAUGUUCUCUGUCUACUUUGCCGGGUAAUGCGUUUAACCACGCCUUAAAAGUGGUACAUUCGUUCAUAUCCACUUGAAUUUAAAGGGAAGAUUAAAUGGAAAUGAUGAAAUAUUAUAUGUUCCUUGCAAAAAGAAAGACGUACAUUAAGAAUGCUUGACAAACAAUGUUAGCUUUACAAUGCAUCCAUAAGAGAGUCAAUACAACGCUUUAAGGGUGUAAACGUUCACGUCCAUAACAUCAUCAACAUCAUACUAUAACAAAAUAACAACAACAAAAUAUUUCAAUUUCAAUUAUGUUAAAUAACUAAAUUGUAAUGUGUUUAUUGGAGCAAUAACAUUGCAACGUCCACGAUGUUUCACACUG
Messenger RNA from Dreissena polymorpha, 1121 nucleotides. RefSeq lists its product as uncharacterized. Lineage: Eukaryota; Metazoa; Mollusca; Bivalvia; Myida; Dreissenidae. Gene Ontology annotation, molecular function: protein binding. The transcript is spliced from 4 exons. The record is from RefSeq and is a predicted model, not a curated record. Bases 300 to 785 code for a protein of 161 amino acids.